Clonostachys solani is the source of this 1494-nucleotide messenger RNA. The record is from the annotation of a GenBank genome assembly. NCBI's taxonomy places the organism in Eukaryota, Fungi, Ascomycota, Sordariomycetes, Hypocreales, Bionectriaceae.
AUGGCUGCAGUGGACACCUGGGGAUCAGGUGGUGAUACCUGGAACGAGUCUGUCGGGGUCUCGGCCUCGUACGACGACCAUGCCAAUUAUGGCAAUGACAACUGCAAUGGUUGUGGCCAGGAAAAGCAUGAUGGUGCAGACUGCCCCAAUGGAGACAAUGAAGAAAACCGUGCCGGGGAUCGUGACAACGACAAGUGCUUCGGAUGCGGUGAAACAGGGCACCGACGUGCUGAAUGCCCAACUGCCGCGGACCGUGACAACGACAAGUGCUUCGGAUGCGGCGAAACAGGGCACCGGCGUGCAGAAUGCCCAACUGCCGAGGAAAUGACUUGCCGUUACUGCAAGAAGCCCGGGCACAUGAUCAAGGAUUGCCCUGACAAGCCUCCUAUGCUUUGCGAGAACUGUGGUGAAGAAGGCCACAUGAGGAGGUCUUGCGAGAAUGCUCGAAAGGUUAACCGGGACCAUGUCGCCGAUGUCUCUGCUGACGAGGCCUGGAGCAAGAUCAAGCAAGCCGCGGCUGAGCGGGACAUCGAUGAUGCCAAAGAAGGUGUCCAAGAGUAUGUCAAGGCUCUCAACGGAGAGAUUACAUACAAGGACUUUCAACAAGCCCUCAUUGAUCAAGGCAUCAAUCUUUGGUUUAUCCCUGUCGAGAGAUCGCUUCUCGAAACCUUCACCAACAUGGAUUGGCAGGGUAACAUGGGCAAGAAAUACUCCGUCACCUACCGAUUCUCGGAGAAGCCUGACCGACCUUGCGAGGUCGAAGGCUGGCCCAAGGACCGCGACGAAAUUCUCACUCGUCUUGAGGAUGCUGGCGAUGUGGUGAGCAACGGCAAACCACUUUGCAGCAACUGCAAGCAGGUCGGCCACAUCGCCAAGAGCUGCACCGAGGAGAAGGUUGAAACCAUGGGCGACAUACCCAAGGUAUCCUGCUCCAAUUGCAACGAAGAUGGGCACCGAGUUCGGGAUUGCCCUAUCCCUCGAGUGGACAAGUUUGCUUGCAAGAACUGCGGGCAACCUGGCCACAAGGCUUCUGAUUGCGAGGAACCGCCCAACCCAGAGAAUGUGGAAUGCCGCAAGUGCCAGGAGAAGGGCCACUUUGCCAAGGAUUGCCCCCAGGGUGGUGGUCGAGCUUGCCGAAACUGUGGCCAGGAGGGCCAUAUCGCCAAGGAGUGCGACCAGCCGAAGAACAUGGACAAUGUUAUCUGCCGCAAUUGCGAGAAGUCGGGCCAUUUCAGCAAGGAGUGCCCGGAGCCAAAGGAUUGGAGCAAGGUGAAGUGCAGCAACUGUGAGGAGUACGGCCACACCAAGGUCCGUUGCAAGCAGCCACCAGCCGAUGCCGUCAAUGGGGACGGAGGAUUUGGUGGUGACAACGACUAUGGCAACACCAAUGACAACGGCAAUGACAACUUCGAUGCCAACCCCGCCCCCGAGGACAGUUUCCAGGACGCUGGAACUGGUUUUGAUGACCAGGCCCAGGGCAGUGGCGGCUGGUAG